This is a messenger RNA of Malus domestica (apple), 345 nucleotides long. NCBI's taxonomy places the organism in Eukaryota, Viridiplantae, Streptophyta, Magnoliopsida, Rosales, Rosaceae. The record is from RefSeq and is a predicted model, not a curated record.
AUGGAAGAGAAGCUGAGAUCAGCCAUCGGAAUCCCAAAAGAUGUGCUCAUGAACAGAGAGCUGGGUGCAUGGAGUGCAGCGAGGGGUGGAGCUAUCGGCGUUCUUGCGGGCUCCUGUGCUUCCCUUUAUUACUCCAAGAGCUAUAUGUAUGCUCAAUGUCGCCAGAUUCCGAUGCUCCACGGUUAUACCAAGGCUUUUAGUGAUGCUGAUUGGGCAGGGGAUCCUAAUGAUAGAAGGUCCACCACUGGUUUGAUGGUUUUCCUAGGCAACAAACCCAUUUCUUGGUCCUCUAAGAAGCAACAGACAGUGUCAAAGUCCUCUACUGAAGUUGAAUAUAAGGCAUAG